AUGUUGUUGAAGACGAUUACAGUGGAGGAGUGUAUGUUCCUUCGUUCGAUCUCCCUCAAUCUUCCGGCCGGAGAUUCACCGGCGCAACAAAGUGUUGAACCGUCGGUCACUUGGGGUAAUGAUCAGUCAACGGGUUGGCCUUCAUGGGAUGAGCCAAAUCCGUACCAGUACGAUCGCCUAAUAACUGAUCGUUGUUGGGGUCCAGCUGAUGAUCAAUAUACGUACGAGCCUCAGUUCGUGGAGGAUGCUGGUAAUGUAGAUGAAGAUUAUGUUUCAUCGUCUGAAGCCGAGACUGAUACAAGCGCCUCUGAAGACUUGUCGGAGACAGAGAACGUGAGAAGGGCGGGGAUUGAAUAUGCAGGUUGGCAGAAUUUGCAGAUCGACGAGGAUGAUGACGAACAGGGCAAGGAAUUUUCUGUCAGCAAAUCAGACAGCAGACGAGUCUACUUCAAAUGCAAGCAUUCAGAUACGUGCCCCUUCAAGCUCCAUGCAUCGUCACAAGAUGGAGUCAUUUGGGGAGUGUAUAAGUUCACCAAUGAGCACUCAUGCGACGGUGAGCUAGGGCGCGUAGCGCGAAUAAAGGCCCCCGCAAAAGUCGUCGCAGCAUAUUUAGCACAGAAGAUACACGACGAUUGCGAGAUCUUGAAGCCGAAGGCCAUCCAGCUGGAGCUGCGACGUGAGUUUGGCGUACAGAUCAAGUACGAUGUUGCAUUGCGAGCCCGUAAUCGAGCCACUGAGAUGGUUUAUGGUCGACAUGAUCAGUCCUUCGAGAUGCUGCCCAAGUACUUAUACAUGUUGAGACAAUCCAAUCCCGUGACGAAGGACGGCAACGAGAGUUUGUUCCCACUCGCGUAUGGUGUUGGCCCGAAAGAAAACGAUGAAUCGUGGAGUUAUUUCAUGUCACGCAUUCGACGUGUUUAUGGCCAAGCCGAUCCACUUUUGAUUGUCUCUGAUCAGCAUAUCUCCAUUGCCAAUGCUAUCAGGAAUGAGUUACCAAAUGCAACCCACGGCCUAUGCUACUACCAUUUGCAAAAUAACCUGAAGCAUUACGGUAAGGCAGUGGUCGAGGUGUAUCGACAAGCUGCAUUUGCGUACGAGAAGUCCGACUUCAAUAGGGCUAUGAACGCCCUGAAGGUUAUGAAGAGAGCCGCGUACGAUAAACUAAUGGGGAUUGGGCCGGAGAAGUGGGCUCGUUCGAUGUGUCCUAUGCCUGUGCGACGCUACAGUUUUAUGACAUCAAAUGCUGCUGAAGCUUUUAAUUCCAGAUUGUUGUGGGCAAGAAGACUUCCUAUAUGCUCGAUGUUAGAGGCAAUCAGAAUUGUUAUUGAGAAAUGGUUCAGCGAGCGACUAAGGGCUGCACAACAAAUCGAGCAAGGCUUGACUGUUGAGGCUGGUAAAAGGGUAGCUAUUGAAGUCCAAAAAAGUCGUCGAUACACUGCACAAAGGUUGAGUGGCAUGAAGUAUAAGGUGCAAACUGCUGACAGAAGCUUCAAGGUGGAUCUAGAGAAGAAAAAAUGCGAAUGUCGAGUAUUUCAUCUAGACCAACUGCCCUGUUCUCAUUCAAUCGCUGCAAUAAGUGAAGCCGGUGAUACGAUCGCGGAGUAUGUAGACUCGUACUACACGAAUGACUUUCUUAUCGAUACUUACUCUCGCGAAGUUAAUAAUCUCCCGCCGAGACGCCAGUGGUUGGUUCCCGAGCACAUCGCUGAGCAGGUUGUAUUACCUCUGAUUGUAAAAGGUCAAGCGGGGCGCCCAAAAGAAGGUAGACAUCGAGGCGGUGGUGAAGGCACCAGCACACAAGCCGAUGAGUCUUCUAGUAUCAGGCGUCGUAAACCAAAGAAGUGCAGCAUCUGCCAUGAAGAAGGACACAGCAAGAGAACGUGCGCUGGCAGGGCGACUGAGCCCAGGGAGUAG
Salvia miltiorrhiza (redroot sage) is the source of this 1914-nucleotide messenger RNA. RefSeq lists its product as uncharacterized. The transcript has 5 exons. NCBI's taxonomy places the organism in Eukaryota, Viridiplantae, Streptophyta, Magnoliopsida, Lamiales, Lamiaceae. The coding region runs from base 1 to 1914 and encodes 637 amino acids. The record is from RefSeq and is a predicted model, not a curated record. Gene Ontology annotation, molecular function: zinc ion binding.